AUGGUUGUCCAAAUGGUCUCAGUCACUCUCAAAACAGAAGGUUCCGUGCUCAUUCCCAACGGACCUAAAAGAUAUCUCUUUUGCUCAUUAGUUAGUGAAAGUAAAAGUCCCCAUUUGUGUUCAAUUCAAUGGUGCUCUUCUCUUCUCUCACUGAAUAAGGAGCUAACUUUUCAAGUUGGACCUUUGUUGGUUCCCUUUGGUUUUAGGUGUUAUCUUCUAAAAGUAUGCAUUCUGAUCAGGAGAUGCAAGAUCAGAGAACUAAUUCUGGAAUGGAGGAUUCUACUACAAAGACUGUUGAAUUCCUUCGGGCACGGCUGUUGUCUGAAAGGUCUGUAUCAAGAAGUGCAAGACAGAGAGCUGAUGAAUUGGCCAAAAGGGUAGCAGAGUUGGAGGAACAACUAAGGAUUGUGUGUCUUCAAAGAAUGAAGGCUGAGAAGGCAACAACAGAUGUUCUUGCUAUUUUGGAGGGUAAUGGGAUUAGUGACAUUUCUGAGACAUUUGAUUCAAGCUCUGAUCCGGAUACACCUUACGAAUCCAAAGUGGGUAAUAGAUCCUCUAAAGAAGAAGAGAAUUCUGUCAGUUCAAAAAUUAGAAACAAUGAGACACAAGAACUUUCAGGUUCUGACAUUGAAUUUUCUUCAGUAACUGGUAGAAGCUUGUCUUGGAAAGGUUGCAAGGAUAGUUCUUGUUAUCUUGAAAAAUACAAGGAUACAUCUCUGAGAAGACGGAGUAAUUUUUCAUCUGUUGGUUCUUCUCCAAAACAUUGCCCAGGAAAGUCCUGCCGCCAAAUAAGACGCAAAGAAUCUAGAUCUGUAGCUGAGGAACUUAAAGCCAACCCUGCCAAGGUUGAUGCUAUUGAAGAUGAGGUUGCUAUCACUUCAGAAAAUUUUCCAAAUUGCCCAGAUGUUAAGCCUGGGAUUUUCGAAGGUGUUGUUGAAAGGGGGGAAGAUAAAAUGUUACUGGGGGACUCACUUUCAAGCUGCUUAGGAAAUGGCCAAAACAUGAGUAGUAAUGGCAUUGAUUAUAAUGUGUAUGGAGGAGACAGAGACAUGGAAAAGGCACUUGAACACCAGGCACAACUUAUUGGCCAAUAUGAAGCAAUGGAAAAGGCUCAAAGAGAGUGGGAAGAGAAAUUCAGAGAAAAUAACAACAGUACACCGGAUUCAUGUGAUCCUGGGAACCACUCAGAUAUCACCGAGGAAAGAUAUGAGAUCAAGGGGCCGGCUACAAACCCUGCUAUAACAAUUGCCUCCCAAACAAAUGAGUUGAGGUCAGAAGUUGCAGAUUUCAACAAAAUUCAGCCCAAUGGCUUUCUAUCAUCUUCACAUGUUGAUGUGGCAAGCUUGCAGGAAAGAGAAAGCAGUAGCAUGCCUGUUUCCAACUCCUCAACUCAAGACUUUGCAUUCCCCAUGGUCAAGGGCAAGCAAAAUCAAGAUAGCCCUGGAAACAACUAUCAUCCACCAUUGCAUGUUCCCCACCAUGAUUCAGUUUCACAUGGUUCACAUUAUUCCCCUGGUAGCCAAUAUGUAUCCAGCCUUCCAUCAAAUACAAGUAGUAGUCUCAGUAAAUUGAAAGAUUCUGGGGGCCAAAAUGAACUUUAUGCAUUGGUGCCACACAGAACAUCUAAUGGGGUGGGUGGUGUGCUAGAGGCACUUAAAGAAGCAAAGCAAGCACUGCAACAGAAAUUGCCAUUAGUAGCUGCAUCCGUUGGAAAAUCUGUUGAACAUUCUGUGCCCGCUACAAUGCCUAGGGAUAAAGGACAGAUUCCUGUUGGAUGCGUUGGACUGUUCAGAGUACCAACUGAUUUUUCAGUUGAAGCCAAUGCUCGAGCAGACUUCAUUAGUUCAAUUGCCCGGUUAAGUUUGGGAAACUAUUAUCCCAGUACAGGAGUUCCUGCAGCUGUCAGCAAUCCAUUUGUCUCAAGCCCUUACUUGGAGAGUAGGCCAAACUUGUCUACCGAGGAUCAAUUUCUUACCAGCCAAUAUGUUGGUGGAUCAAGAAUCCCAACUCAGAAGCCUUAUUUUGAUCCUUACUUGGACACUGGUUUACCUUCUUCAAGUAGAUACACUUAUCCCAAUUAUCCCAUCAAUACUUCCUAUCCAGACCUGAUGCCUCGGAUGCCUGCUAGAGAAGCACCGUCGGCAUCAGUUCCAGGUAGAACUGUCGGGGUAACUAAUUUAAAUCACUUUUCAUUCAUUGAUGACAAUAUUAGACCAAACACAUAUAGACCGUAGCUUGCCAUUGAAAUUCUGUAGGUUUUCUGGAGGUAGCCCUACCAACGUUUCAGAAUAGUGAUUUUGUAGUAUAAUAGGGAGGUCACUACCUUAGGGUAUGUAUUUGUAUUGUUGUAUUAUCUGUUGGGAUAUAUGAAUUGUAAAGAGGUGAGAUUUUACUUGUGUUUCUAUUUCUCA
This is a messenger RNA of Hevea brasiliensis (rubber tree), 2411 nucleotides long. RefSeq lists its product as uncharacterized. NCBI's taxonomy places the organism in Eukaryota, Viridiplantae, Streptophyta, Magnoliopsida, Malpighiales, Euphorbiaceae. The record is from RefSeq and is a predicted model, not a curated record. The coding region runs from base 225 to 2234 and encodes 669 amino acids. The transcript is spliced from 6 exons.